ACAGCUCUGGGGAGAGAGAUUGCGCAUGUUGGUCAGCCGUGUUUUAAAGAGUACAGUGCGGGGAGGCUGAGAGGGGCGCAUGCAACAACUUUUGGAAGGAUGGAAGAAAAGAGGCGAAAAUACUCCAUCAGCAGCGACAACUCUGAUAUCACUGACGGUCACGUGACGUCCACAUCAGCAUCAAGAUGUUCCAAACUGCCCAGCAGCACCAAGUCGGGCUGGCCCCGGCAGAACGAAAAGAAGCCCUCAGAGGUUUUCCGGACAGACUUGAUCACAGCCAUGAAGAUCCCAGAUUCAUACCAGCUCAGCCCGGAUGACUACUAUAUCCUGGCGGACCCAUGGAGGCAGGAAUGGGAGAAAGGCGUGCAGGUACCUGCUGGAGCGGAGGCCAUUCCAGAGCCCGUGGUGAGGAUCCUCCCACCACUGAAAGGCCCCCACACGCAGAUGUCCCCGGAUAGCCCCACACUUGGUGAGGGUGCCCAUCCUGACUGGCCAGGAGGCAGCCGCUAUGACCUGGACGAGAUUGAUGCGUACUGGUUGGAACUUCUCAACUUGGAGCUCAAGGAGAUGGAGAAACCCGAGCUGGAUGAGCUGACGUUAGAGCGUGUUCUAGAGGAGCUGGAGACGUUGUGCCACCAGAAUAUGGCCCAGGCCAUUGAGACACAGGAGGGGCUGGGCAUCGAGUAUGAUGAGGAUGUCGUCUGUGAUGUGUGCCGCUCCCCUGAAGGCGAGGAUGGCAAUGAGAUGGUGUUCUGUGACAAAUGCAAUGUCUGUGUGCACCAGGCGUGCUAUGGGAUCCUCAAGGUGCCCACGGGCAGCUGGCUGUGCCGGACCUGUGCCCUGGGAGUCCAGCCUAAGUGCCUGCUCUGCCCCAAGCGUGGAGGAGCCUUGAAGCCCACCAGAAGUGGGACCAAGUGGGUACACGUCAGCUGUGCCCUGUGGAUUCCUGAGGUCAGCAUUGGCUGUCCAGAGAAGAUGGAGCCCAUUACUAAAAUCUCUCAUAUUCCGGCCAGCCGUUGGGCCCUGUCCUGCAGCCUCUGCAAGGAGUGCACAGGUACCUGCAUCCAGUGUUCCAUGCCUUCCUGUAUCACAGCAUUCCAUGUAACGUGCGCCUUUGACCGAGGCCUGGAAAUGCGGACUAUAUUAGCCGACAAUGAUGAGGUCAAGUUCAAGUCACUUUGCCAGGAGCACAGUGAUGGGGGCCCUCGAAGUGAGUCUACUUCUGAACCCGCGGAGCCCAGCCAGGCCAUUGAGGAUCUGGAAAAGGUGACCCUUCGCAAGCAGAGGCUUCAGCAGCUAGAAGAGAACUUCUAUGAGCUGGUAGAGCCAGCUGAGGUGGCUGAACGGCUAGACCUGGCUGAGGCCCUGGUGGACUUCAUUUACCAAUACUGGAAGCUCAAGAGGAGAGCUAAUGCCAAUCAGCCGUUGUUGACACCCAAGACUGACGAGGUGGACAACCUGGCCCAACAGGAACAGGAUGUCCUCUAUCGACGCCUGAAGCUUUUCACCCACCUGCGGCAGGACCUGGAGAGGGUGAGGAACCUGUGCUACAUGGUGACGAGGCGGGAGAGAACGAAGCACGCCAUCUGUAAGCUUCAGGAACAGAUAUUCCAUCUGCAGAUGAAACUGAUUGAGCAAGACCUUUGCAGAGAGCCUUCUGGGAGGAGGUCAAAGGGCAAGAAGACUGACUCAAAAAGGAAGGGCCGAGAAGGCCCCAAGGGCAGCAGUCCUGAGAAGAAAGAGAAAGGGAAGGCUGGCCCGGAGUCCGUUCUGGGGCAGCUAGGUCUGUCCACCUCAUUCCCCAUCGACGGCACUUUCUUCAACAGCUGGUUGGCACAGUCGGUUCAGAUCACAGCCGAGGACAUGGCCAUGAGCGAGUGGUCUUUGAACAGUGGGCACCGGGAGGAUCCUGCUCCAGGUUUGCUGUCAGAAGAACUGCUACAAGAUGAGGAGACGUUACUCAGCUUCAUGAGGGAUCCCUCGCUGCGACCCGGUGACCCUGCCAGGAAGGCCCGAGGCCGCACUCGCCUGCCUGCCAAGAAGAAACCACCCCCGCUGCAGGAUGGGCCCAGUGCACGGACCACUCCAGACAAGCCACCCAGGAAGGCCUGGGCCCAGGAUGGCAAGGGCACGCAAGGACCACCCACGAGGAAGCCACCACGGAGGACGUCUUCUCACUUGCCGUCCAGCCCUGCAGCUGGAGACUGCCCAGUCCCAGCAGCACUGGAAAGUCCUCCAACACUGGCCUCCGAGAUCCUGGAUGAGACAGCCCCCGUGGCUUCCGACUUGAAUGUCCAAGUGCCUGGCCCUACAGUGAGCCCCAAACCCUCGAGCAGGCUCCGGCCACCCCGAGAGAUGAAGCCAGAUCUUCUCCAGCCAGAACCUUGCAAAAGUCCAGUGAACCAGUCGAAUCAUUCUGAGAAUGCCAAAGAAUCUUUUGACCAUAAUAUACAGCACAGCCCGGACCUGACAACUGUUGUCGACUUGAACUUCCUUUUCAAAGGAAUUGGUUAGCAACAAAGUUCAGAGACUUGGUUAUUGCACACACCUACAGAGAAGGGCCCAAGGCCUCGGGGGAAGGCUGCGCUGCUGCUGCUGCUGCUGCCGCUGCCACCGCCGCUGCCACUGCUGCUGCUGUUGUUGGUUUACGGUCCCUGGGCUGAGCCGCUGUGAGUGUGGUCCUAAACUUUGAGGACUCCCUCCCCCUUUUGAGGGGGGGAGAAUCCUGACUGUGAAUCCAGCGUGGUUCCCCCAUAGCCACCACAUAGAUACACAAAGAGCGAAUACACAGGACCUUUACCCACCUUGACUCCAAAACUAUCAAGGUACGACAGUGAGUUUGAGCAAAAUCAGAAACAAAGAUAAUGACUUCAGUUAGGUGAUUGGACCAAUGUGUCUUAUACAAAUGGACUCCAAUGGCGUGGGGUGGGCUCCAAGGAUCCUGGGCAUCCAGAUGGCAUCAGCUACCACAUAGACUUAGUGUGCCUGCCCGUCUUGGUAAUAGUGACAGCUCAACGUCAAGCGUCAUCCCCACCCUGUCUCUUGUUCACUGCCUUUCAACGGACCUUCCUUACCCCUGUGCUUUGGGUCACUUUGGGUCACAAUGUCAUCUGCUAGACUACCUGGUGAUCUGACCUGCGGGACACGAAGGGCAUGGGGGCUUAAAGAACAACCAAACGCUGCAGGGGAAGGAAGGGAAUGUCCCUGACCACUCUGUCCAACAAGGCUCUGCCACAGAAGCCCAGUCUGGGAUAAUGGCUGGCUGGUUAGCAGACCCCGUCAGUAGGCCAAGCCCCAUGCCAGUCUUCAUCCAGCAGCUGUCUCCGCUUGUAAGGUGUCCAUCAGGCUGCAGGGAGGAUGAGGGUGUCCCAUCGCCUCUCUUUAGUUCCAGGCCACACUGUCUGUGCUGGAGAUGGCUUUGCCACACUGUGACCAAGGCACCUUUUCCAGACCAGAGGCAGUGCCCACUCUUGCCCUCAUCCACAACCCCUCCCUAGGAAGGGAGAAAGGACUCUGUGACUCGUGCUGGCUAACGUAUCCCUUCCACCUCAUUUCCUCAUCACAGGACACAGGCUAAUGUGCAAGGAAAGUAUUUUUCUGUAUCAUAAGUGUAUUUUGAAACAAGGAAAGAUAGAAUACUCACUUACUUUAUUAAAUGGGCUCUGACUUUGUGAAAGGCAAGAGGGGUCUUUGCAGUGCAAGGGCCUCAGGUUUGUCGGGGAAGCCAGUCACCCAGGUUCCCGGGCAUAGGUAUUGGACUGUGUGCUAGUGCGUGUGCAUGCACGCGCUCGUGUGUGUGUGUGUGUGUGUGUGUGUGUGAUAGGGUUUUAUAUUAUAGGUAUUGGACUGUGUGCGAGUGCGUGUGUGUGUGUGUGUGUGUGUGUGUGUGUGUGUGUGUGUGUGAGUGAUAGGGUUUUAUAUUAUAGGUAUUGGACUGUGCGUGUGCAUGUAUGCGCGUGCGUGUGUGUGUGUGUGUGUGUGUGUGUGUGUGUGUGUGUGUGAGUGAUAGGGCUUUAAAUUAUAGGUAUUGGACUGUGCGUGUGUGUGUGUGUGUGUGUGAGUGAUAGGGUUUUAUAUUAUAGGUAUUGGACUGUACAUGUGUGCCUGCCUGUGUGCGUGUAUGUGUGUGUGUGUGUGUGUGAUAGGGUUUUAUAUUAUAGGUAUUGGACUGUAUGCGCGUGCAUGCGUGCGUGUGUGUGUGUGUGUGUGUGUGUGUGUAUGUGUGUGUGAGAGAGAGAUAGGGUUUUAUAGGUAUUGGACUGUGUGCAUGUGUGCGUGUGUGUGUGUGUGUGUGUGUGUGUGUGUGUGUGUGUGUGUGUGAGAUAGGGUUUUAUAUUAUAGGUAUUGGACUGUACAUGUGUGCCUGCCUGUGUGCGUGUAUGUAUGUCUGUUUAUGUCUGUGUGUGUGUGUGAUAGGGUUUUAUAUUAUAGGUACUGGACUGUGUGCGCGUGCAUGCGUGUGUGUGUGUGUGUGUGUGUGUGUGUGUGUGAUAGGGUUUUAUAUUAUAGGUAUUGGACUGUGUGCGUGUGCAUGCGUGUGUGUGUGUGUGUGUGUGUGAUAGGGUUUUAUAUUAUAGGUAUUGGAGUGUGUGCGCGUGUGUGUGUGAGAUAGGGUUUUCUAUUAUAGGUAUUGGACUGUGCGUGCGUGCGUGUGUGUGUGUGUGUGUGUGUGUGUGUGUGUAUGUGUGAGUGAGUUUUGUACAGAUGUGUGUGCAAUGCAUGGAUACCCUAUGGCACUUGCCAGGGUUUCUAGAGACUCAGCUGCCAGGAACAUUAGCAGCGGGUUAAUUUUUGGGUUUCCUCACCAUUGUCACGUAAGGUCAACCAGUACCCAAACCCGAAGUUCUGUGUAACAAUGUGUGAUCUCUGUAGUAAGGUCCGUGUUGAGGAAGCUACUCUCCCGUGCCCUUGGCCCAGCUGGCCACAUUGGCCAAAGAGCCAGAGGUGUUGGAAUUGGGGGACCUUUGGUCGUUCUUUAAGCUGCUUCCUGCCACCUUCUCCCAAGGAUGCACACUUGUGCUCCAUCCAAAUCAUUUGGGGGUGGCGGUGGGGAGGGUGAUAUGAAUGUCACAGGAGGAGACACCUUCUGUCUUUGUUUCAAAGAAAGUGAUGUGCCAUUUGUUAAUAUACAAGAGAACUAUUGAAAAAAUAUAUUGAAAAGAGCAAUUUUAAAUUAUUUUUGGCUUAUGUUGCAAUAUUUAUUUUCUUGUAUUAGAGAAGAUUUCUUUGUAGAGAAAAAAAUGUAUUUUUCAUUACCGCAAAGACCUAUUUCUCCUUUUUGUACAUCGUCCUUGUUCGCGACCCUUAACGAGCAAUAGAAUGUUCGGCCACCCCCGUGUGGCCAGUGCCCACUGUGCCCUUGCAUGAUUGUGUUGCUGCUGCUGCUGCUGCUGCUGCAUAGCUUCCAGCCCCGUCCUGUCCUGCUCACUCACUGGGGCACCCGGAUUGCAGGCCCCCAUCAGGGUCUGUGUCUAAGGAGCCCACAGCACUCCUCGUGUGUUGGCAAAUUCAGUUAAUAAAGCAACGUUUUCUGUG
Apodemus sylvaticus (European woodmouse) is the source of this 5535-nucleotide messenger RNA. It is a transcript of the gene Jade2, whose product is annotated as jade family PHD finger 2. NCBI's taxonomy places the organism in Eukaryota, Metazoa, Chordata, Mammalia, Rodentia, Muridae. Gene Ontology annotation, cellular component: histone acetyltransferase complex. Gene Ontology annotation, biological process: regulation of transcription by RNA polymerase II. The coding region runs from base 100 to 2514 and encodes 804 amino acids. The record is from RefSeq and is a predicted model, not a curated record. The transcript is spliced from 13 exons.